Molecule: messenger RNA, 4293 nt
Organism: Mya arenaria
Lineage: Eukaryota; Metazoa; Mollusca; Bivalvia; Myida; Myidae
Product: ADAMTS-like protein 4
Exons: 18
Coding region: 523-3093 (856 amino acids)
Biological process (GO): extracellular matrix organization
Cellular component (GO): extracellular matrix
Molecular function (GO): metalloendopeptidase activity
Source: RefSeq, a predicted model, not a curated record
GCAGAAUUGACUUGUUACUUUCAUACUUACACCCGCAUUGUAUUUAACAGCCAAACAGAUAUAAAUGUUCUCAUUGCUACUUGGAGUUUUCUUUAUAAGAAGCUUGCUUCAAGAAAGUAUAUAAUGUUACAAUAAAGGAAAAAUAUCGAACACUUUAAUUUAUUCAGCUCAUGAAUGUGAAGGAAUUCGAAAAUACGUUGUACCACAGUGUUAAAUGUUAAGUGCUUUUGGAGAUCUGAUACAACUUCAAAUAUGCACUGAAUGUUAAUCUGUUUAGUGAAGUUAUUUCUCAACCCAAGAAAAAAAUAUGUUAAAUUUGCACAGUAUGUUAGCUCAGUGUUAAGAAUUUAAGUAUUCGACUGCAUUGAAUUAUCUUUUCAUAUGCCAUCCAGUUGCAUCGUUUCAUUGAACAACGAUCAAAGUAAAGCUGCUGUGUGCGGAUGUUCUUUGCAUAAUUAUAGAUCACAUUUUAUAUGAUAGUGUUUAUGGAAUACUGGAUAUAACCCAAAAUGCUAAUCAGGUAUGACAAUUGAAGGCUUCACUGUUAUUACGAAGAUAAUCUUAUGGUCCAUCGUGGUCGCUCUAAUCAGCCUGCAUGUAUCUGUGGUCCUCUCACAGGAUAACAGCCACGUGCAAAGGCAUCCGAGCCACGCCGGCCAUGGACCGGAAGCCCGCUGGGACGUGUGGACCAACUGGACGCCUUGCUCCGUGAACUGUGGAACUGGUGUCACCUCCAGAACACGUGACUGCAGAUCGAUGAUUACUGGAGAAGAAAUACAGGGAUGUGCAGGAACACAACGAGAAAUAAAGCUCUGCGAAAUCACGGGAUGUGUAGCUGCAGCAGAGGACCCGUGCUCGGAGCUUGAAGCCCGAACGUUUGGCGGGAAGAGGUACAGAUGGCUACCUUACACGCACCCCAGAGACAUUUGUGAGGCGGCAUGUCGACCUGUCGGAGCGGGGUUCUUUUUGGGGUUGGGCAGAUCUCUCCCCGACGGGUCAGCUUGUGGAGAAGAGAAAGUUUGUGUGGGUGGUCUGUGUAAGGCCGUUGGCUGUGAUAAAGUUGUAGAUUCUGGCGUCGACGUUGACUCUUGUGGCGUAUGCGGCGGCGAUGGAACGUCAUGUAGUGGCGUCGAUCUAACGUUUUCCGAUGACGUCAAAUUCGGGUAUCAUACGUUUGCAACGAUUCCAAGAGGCGCAACGAAUAUUUUUGUCAGAGAACUGUCGCCUACAUCUAGAAAUUAUUUAGCUUGUAAGGCAACGGACGGGUCGCUGCAUCUCAACACCGAUUUUAGGUUGAGUCGGUUCGGGGAGCAUCCGGGAGCAGGGGCGGUGUUAACAUACGAGCGGCAGCGAGGACCGGAGUGUCCAGAUGAGUGCAUCCGAGCGGAGGGACCCACGGACGCCGCUAUUGACCUCAUGGUGUUAGCAUAUUCGGACAACACCGGUAUCCGGUACUCCUACAACAUCCCUGAAACUCGGGUCCCAUCCCAGAGCCAAUAUCCCCCACGCCCGGGCCAGAAUCUCACACCCUCGGGUCAGGAUGAGGAUAUUGCCCCCGUGGUCUAUAUAGAGGGAGGUCGCAUUCCAGGAACAAAUUACGGACACAAGGAACAAACAACACUAACAAAAGAGAAGAAACCAAUAUUUUCACACGAUUUCAAAUUCAAAUUUCCCGCCAAAAAGCAUGACGCGCAUGCGCACGGUGUGGACAGUGAUAAUGGAUUUGAUCAUGACCGCACAGAUGCAGACGGGGAAACGACAACGCCGACCUCCGGCGACACCACGGAAACAGACGAACAUGAACAUAGACACGUGAUCAUUGUAGAGGAGCAAGCACCUAUUCUUAUCACAAACGUCACCGAGAGGACAGACGCGCUGCAGGCAUCCAAGACGGGUGUUAUAUCGGAGGCGGAUGGCGACUCACUGGAGGUGACGGACGAGGAGGAGGAGGAGGAGGAGGAGGAGGACAGAGACGUUAUGACAGAGGGGACAGAGGAAGCUGUCGGAGAUAUGUACCGGAGCGAUAACAAUAUUCCCUCUCUUUAUUCCUGGCAGAUUACCUCGCAUUCAGAAUGUAGCCGGACAUGUGGGGCGGGUAAGAAGAACCCGGUACUUGAGUGUGUCGCCACUGACAAGGGUGUCGCGGUGGAGAGACAAUUCUGUGGCGACCAAGAGAGACCUGACGACACGCCAAUACCCUGUAACUAUGGGCCAUGUCCACCAAGUUGGCAGCCAACUGUCUGGAGCAAAUGCAGUGUCACGUGCGGGGUAGGAACGCAGGUGCGUGACUUCAGGUGUAUGACGUCAGACGGUGUCGAUGUAGGCAGCUCCCAGUGUGGAUCGUCCCACCCCGGUCGUGAUGAGCGAACAUGUGAGGCGGGGUCUUGCGCUGCCGGUUGGUACUUUACGGAGUGGCCGGAAAGGUGCCAAGCAACCUGUGGUUACGGCACGUUAUCUCGGGGCGUCACUUGUAUCUCAGACACCGGAAAUGAGCGGACCGCUUGCCCAGACUACGAGCGCCCUAUACAGGAAAAGACAUGCAGGGACGAUAACUGCGGGGGAUUUUGGCUAACAGGAUCCUGGUCAGAGUGCAAUGCUUCGUGUGGUGAGUCCUACCAGACGCGGGACAUUGCGUGUGCCCAAAAGCAGAGUGGGCGUGUCAGUGUAGUUGGCGAGAGUGCGUGCGCCGAUGAAGAGAAACCGCCCACUUACAUGUCAUGUGACAUGCCCAGAUGUGGGCCCACGUGGUACAUGAGCGAAUGGGGAGAGUGCUCAGUCACGUGUGGGAAGGGAUUCCGGUCACGUGAUAUUCGGUGUAUGGACGCGGACGGACGUGCGGCCGGCGACUGUGACCGUAUCUCGCGACCCAGAGAGCGCGACCCUUGCAAGGAGAAGCCUUGUCCUCUGUCAGACGAAUACCGGCACACAGCAAAAGUGACGUCAGCCCCAGUAACAAGCCGACCCCCGGACCCGGGUUGCGCAGACAUUUUUGUCCAGUGUCGUCAAGUGCUUAAAAACAACUUGUGCCAAUAUAAAUACUACCAGAAGAUUUGCUGUGCUUCCUGUAAAAUGGCGGGGCUUGAAGCAACGUGAAUAUUAGAACAAUGAUAAUGUGUUUACAUAAAAUUUGAAUAUGCCACAAUGACUCGGUUACUUUUAAGUUGUUUUAUUCUUUCGACGUAUAUACCAGAGUGACUAGGUACAUUUAUAUCCUGGAAUGUUCCUUAAAAUUAUUUUAACAGGUGUAUGUUCUGCAGGUGAGUCUGUUGAACGUUGUUAAUAAGAUUGUAAGUUAAAAUAAAGGUGUCGACGGCAACACCUUUCGAGGUAGAUCUGUAUACAUUGUAGUCCAUUUUAAUGUAUGUCAUAUUAUCUGCUUGUUAUAUUUAUUCUUGCUGGAAGUUCGAGGUAUUAUGUAUCAAGAACAUUUUUUUUUCAAAUUGUUUUGUGCCUUUAGAACAUUUUUGGUGCUUUUUCUUAUUUCCAACUGUACAUAAUAUUUACACAGAGUGGUGGGUGACAUGAAAUCCCAGUCGAUGAUUAAUGCAAGUCAUCUACACAAAAUCAAACUCAAGCGGCAAGAUUAUUCAGUUAUUUCUAUCGAUGGGACAGCAAUGAGCUAUAAUUUAUUAACCAAAUUUAAUCAUAUAAGUCGUCAACUGAUUGUUUGGAGUACGACCGGAGUUUUAUAUGUCAGACUGCAGUCAGUACGAGUUUAGAGAAUACAUAUGUUCGUAUACUUGCUGGAAGAAAACGAGAAAAAGUAUGCAUCUAUAGGGAAAUAUUUAACACUCAUUAAGAGCUUUACUAUAUAUAAUGUCUAUAUUCAACAUCAUCCAGGACUUUGCAUGAUUCAAUCAUUAUAUAUGUAUUAUUAAAAUGUAAAUGAAACAUGUUCUGCAAUAUUUGGUAUAUUAAAGCUUUAAGUAUAUAAAUAAACACUUUAUUGUAUGCACCGAAGGAGGGUAGUUUUCGCACCAUGCGUGUGUGCGUGUGUUCAUGAGGAGCGUACUACCGGCACAGUUCAGUUCAAUGUUGAGGUCAACUAUAAAGCUGAGCAUUAUGAAGAUUCAUGUUCCGAUUCUUCAGUCUCUGAUUAUUGUUUUACUCUUCCCCUCUGUAUUCUGAUGAGAUCUUAUUCUAGACUUUAAAUCUGUUAAGGCCAUUCGGGUGCAUUUGUCAAAUUCCUGUGACAUUGUAAAUAAUAAUCAUAAUAAUGUAAAUUGCAUUUGUAAAUAUGUCUUGUGUUUGUUCCUCGGUUAAAUAAAUAUUCAAAUGCAAAACAUGCACACA